UUUAACCCGGGCUGCGCUGCUGACACAUUCAGUCGACAUGCUUCUGCUGUUGUGUUUUGUCCUUUCGGGCGCAGUGGCCGCCGGUUCAGCGGGAAAGGUUCACGGCGAGAGGCCUCGCUGUUACCGGCCUCUCCCUCAUCAACCGGACUGGGGAGUCAAAACUGCACCUCGGCCGCACGAGCUCCUCAACCUUGUCCAGCUGCCGAAGACUUGGGACUGGAGAAAUGUGAAUGGUGUCAACUAUGUCAGUGCUACCCGCAACCAGCACAUUCCCCAGUACUGCGGGUCCUGCUGGGCCCACGGCACCACCAGUGCCAUGGCAGAUCGCAUAAACAUCAAACGGCGCGCCGCAUGGCCUUCAGCCUAUCUGUCGGUCCAGCACGUGCUGGAUUGCGCCGACUCUGGCACGUGUCACGGCGGCGACCACGGCGGCGUGUGGGAGUACGCUCACAAGAAAGGAAUCCCCGACGAAACCUGCAACAACUACCAGGCCAUCGAUCAAAAAUGCCACCCCUUCAACGCAUGCGGCACGUGCGUGACAUUUGGUCAGUGCGACAAAGUGGCAAACUACACUCUUUGGAAAGUUGGCGACUACGGUGCCAUCUCAGGGCGGGACGACAUGAUGGCGGAAAUCUACACGAGAGGACCAAUCAGCUGCGCAAUCAUGGCCACCGAGAAUCUAGACGUGUACUCGGGUGGGUUGUACAUGGAGUACGUCAAGGAUCCCGAGAUCAACCACAUCGUGUCGGUGGCCGGCUGGGGGGUUGAAAACGGCACGGAGUACUGGAUCGUACGCAACUCCUGGGGCGAGCCUUGGGGUGAGAGCGGCUGGCUGAGGAUCGUCACCAGUGCUUACAAAGGGGGUAGCGGAUCUCUCUACAACCUGGCUUUGGAGGAAGACUGCAUGUAUGGGGAUGUCAUUGUACCAAUGAAAUAUUAGCACAUUUUAGUCUUGUAUUUGUCAGUCAUUGAAAAUAAAAUGGUGACAACUUUUGGCUUUAA
Molecule: messenger RNA, 1002 nt
Organism: Syngnathoides biaculeatus (alligator pipefish)
Lineage: Eukaryota; Metazoa; Chordata; Actinopteri; Syngnathiformes; Syngnathidae
Product: cathepsin Z-like
Exons: 6
Coding region: 38-940 (300 amino acids)
Cellular component (GO): lysosome
Molecular function (GO): cysteine-type endopeptidase activity
Source: RefSeq, a predicted model, not a curated record